UAACAAAUUCUUUUAUUUCGUUUUAAGGUGUAUGUUUGAUAUUACCACCAUGAGAAUCACGAAGACUGGAGCACCCUUUGUUACCAAUUAUGCCGGGAAACACGCCGUCCUCCUAAUCAUCACUUUACUUCUAUUCAAGUGUACCACUGUGGUUUCCGGAGGCGGCGCUCACGUUGGAGGUGUAGGCCAUGCUCAUGUAGGAGGCGCUCUCAGUGUAGGAGGAGGCCAUGCUAGUGUAGGAGGAGGCCAUGCUAGUGUGGGAGGUGGUCAUGUUAGUGUAGGAGGAGGAGGCCAUGCUAGUGUGGGAGGUGGUCAUGUUAGUGCAGGAGAAGGAGGCCAUGCUAGUGUAGCUUCUGAAGGAGGAGAAGUUGUAGGAGGUGGUCAUGCUUCUGAAGGAGGAGGCCAUGCUGUUGGAGGCGGUGGCGGCCAUGGAGAAGAAGAAGGUGGACAUGGGAUCGGAAGAGGCGUCGGUAUGGUUCAUCGACCAGCGAAGAGGAACGGAGGCUCUGCACUAGUGACUCCCUUUGCCGAUAGAUUUGCAACUGCUUUCUUGAUCAUCGUUUUUUUUCUUUAA
Molecule: messenger RNA, 574 nt
Organism: Camelina sativa (false flax)
Lineage: Eukaryota; Viridiplantae; Streptophyta; Magnoliopsida; Brassicales; Brassicaceae
Source: RefSeq, a predicted model, not a curated record